AAUCUGAAAAUGACACUAAUUAGUAUUUAUUAAAAUUAAAUAUAGUCUGGAAAAUAAUACAUGUUGCAAUAAAGCAUAACAUUCAACAAGCAUAAUGAUGUAUUUUUAAAUAAUUAUGUAUUAUUUAAUCAACACUGAUGCAACUGGUCUUGUAACUGAGCAUACCGCAUUUGUAACGAGCGUUCUCCUUCUGUUUGUCUGUCACGUCUUCCAUGAGUGCAUUUAUUCGUCUUCGAAUCGCCACCUCUUCCUGUAUUUGCAACAAUUUAAAUGUUGACAAAUCCAAAUACUUGCUCUAUUUGUUCUCCAAGUUCAUGCAGCUGUUUUGUGAGAACUUGUGUUAUGUAUAAUAUAUAAAAUAUCUAAAAUAUUUUUAAAUAAGAGUAAGAAAGAAGGCAAUGUUUUUAUUACAUAUUAGAAGAAAAAAGAAACAUUCUGAACUAGUACAGCAAUGGAACACCGUCCUCUUGAGUCGGUUUAGCAGCGCCAAGUAUUUCGAAUAAGUUACUUACUAAUAACAUCCUUCAGUGACAUUAAAUAUUUAGAAAAUUUAAAAUAUUUAUAAAAGUUUAGAAAUAGAAUGGGCCCCUCCAACGCCCACUCCCAUGAGAACGCAACCAAUUUAUUUUUUCGUCUCACCGAUUGAUCAUAGGAGGCAUGUGAGCAAUAACGCAUUUGUUGCAAGAAGCGUUCGCGCGAAUAACGCACGCAUCGAGCAACAAUGUUUUACUCAACAUUUAUGACAUCAUUGAUUAUGAGGUCAUUGCCACGUAUGUGAUGCCUUUGAAAAUGUGAUGUGUAAACAUUUUUAGGUCAGGAAAAGCGUCAGUUCCUUACUUUGUAAAAUAGUAAGAAAAUGACGUCUCAUGCGCUUCACGUCAUUGCAAUAUUUUUCCUCGCAUGGAUCUUUUCCCAACGCUAUAGCAGUAGCAAAGGCGGCAGCAUAAAUACCACAACUCGUAUAAUCCGGUUGUGUUUGCACCUUUUCAAAAAUUAUAUCGCUCACGUUUAUUUGUGGGAAACGUUUGCGAAUAUAAUACCACCGCCACCACCAUCGCAACCACCACCGCUACGGAGCAACAAACAACGACGACGGCGAUGGUACCAUCGCACACCACCGUCGCAACCACCACCGCCGACGGGGCAACAAACAACGGAUCAUCCACCGUCACGGGAUGCAGGAAAAGGAAGAGGAAGAGGAAGAGGGGCGCCCGUAUCGCAUAAACAAGUGAAAAAUAGCAUUCGUCGGGCGCUACAAGUGGAGAGGAGGAGAAUGGGGUAUACACUACCCCCACUACCGCCGCCUCCCACACCGUAUGUACCGUACGCGCCGCCGCCGCCCACACCGUAUGCACCGUACGCACCGCCGCCGCCCACACCGUAUGCACCGUACGCACCGCCGCCGCCCACACCGUAUGCACCGUACCCAUAUCCAUACAGAUAUUAAAAAUUGUCUUUAAAAAUAUGCCUUCUCCAUUCCAUUCUAUAUAAUAAAUAUCAUAUAAAAAAUA
Messenger RNA from Ooceraea biroi (clonal raider ant), 1511 nucleotides. RefSeq names its product leucine-rich repeat extensin-like protein 3. The record is from RefSeq and is a predicted model, not a curated record. NCBI's taxonomy places the organism in Eukaryota, Metazoa, Arthropoda, Insecta, Hymenoptera, Formicidae.